This is a messenger RNA of Protopterus annectens (West African lungfish), 5322 nucleotides long. RefSeq names its product TNFAIP3-interacting protein 3-like. Gene Ontology annotation, biological process: cellular response to lipopolysaccharide; regulation of transcription by RNA polymerase II. Bases 141 to 1337 code for a protein of 398 amino acids. The record is from RefSeq and is a predicted model, not a curated record. The transcript has 7 exons. NCBI's taxonomy places the organism in Eukaryota, Metazoa, Chordata, Ceratodontiformes, Protopteridae.
AGUGAGGAGUUAACUCUGACAUGCAGUUUCUGUUUUGAUUGCUUAAUACAUCUUGCAGAAGACUUCGUGAAGUGAUUCAGCUUGCCUGUAUGUGUGAUUUCCCUUAACAUUAGUCUGUCAGGAAUUUGUUUCCUGAAGCCAUGGAUUCUAAAGCUCUUCUGCCACCUCAGAAGAUAGAACUGGGUCCUGCUUUAGAAAGUAUUGGGACCCAAAAAGAAAGUACCCAGCUAUCAACUUACGAAGGAAGCUGCCCGUUCAGCAGCCGGAACAUACCCAUGGCAAACCAGGACAGAAUCACCUCCAGUGGGAGUGAGGACAACCCAACGUUUAUUUCCGAGAGCAUGACAGUGACAUCAGCUGAUGAAGAGAAACUACUGCUUCUGAACAAGAACACAGAUCUACGAAGGCUCAACAAGGAUCUGGUGAAACUGAACCAGGAGUGGGAUCAUAUCUACCGUACAACCACACUUGGCAUGCAACAGAGGAUAGGGUCUCUGCAGCAAGAGGUGGAAAACCUGAAACAACAUGCAGAGAGACUAACUUUGAAGCUGGACCAUGAGCAGAAUAAACGGGAAUACUUUGAACAGACCCUAGUCCAGGAGCUAAAGAAGAACCAGAACCUUCAAGAAUAUGUCCGGCAUCUUGAAAACAAACUUCAUGGAAACCCAGACAGAAAGAAAGUGGAAUCAUGCUAUCCUCCAUGGACAGGUGAAUUUUCAGAAACUCCUUUCCAGUCCCCAAGAGUCAGCUUCAAGUUAAUGCCAUCAGUAGAAAGUGAAAUGGUGCAUAAGUCAGAAGGAAGCAGUCUGCCCAUAUCACCAAAGCCCAGGCACUCCAAGCAGGCCAACAACAAAUCAUUCGAGAACAACAGUGAUGUUAAAGCAGAGGUCCAGGAACUGAAGGCACAAUUGGAGGCCUUGAAGUGUCAGACAAAAAUUUAUGAAACAGACUACAAGACAGAACACAAAGAUCGAGAAAGAAUACAGGCAGAGAACGAAAAACUUCGCAAGAAGGCAGAGGAAAUGAGACAGCAGAUGCACCUUCUACACGAGCAGCUUAAAAUCUAUGAGGAUGACUUCAGGAAAGAGCGGUCAGACAAACAGGUACUUCAGCGUCUUCUAAAGAGAAACUCUGGCACCAAAGAGGCAGUUCUAGUUCACCGCUGCAACAAUGAUCAUGAGAAGCCAGUGGCAGCAACCUCUGCUCCAGCACAAAGAAAGGGCUCCAUCAGCAAGCAAAGUGAGCAUCAGUGCCACAAACAACUAGAAUGUUCCAAGCACCCCCUUCGGAAGGAUGUCCACGUUCAGGCCACAUCUUUCUCUAUUGACUACAAAUAGAAGAAGCAUACCCCUUCUUUUAUCCCUGUAUGUCUAGUGAAAGAAGAACAGAAAGGCAUGAUGACUAUGUGGAGAUGAAUGGCAUGCUAUUGAGGAAAUCCUCUAAAUCAAACCUUCUCUCAUCCAUAGUGAUCUAUGCAGAGACUUUUAUUCAGCACAACUAGGAUAUUAUGGUGGCUCUACCCUCAAAUUUUUAUGGAUACUGGAACUUUUCUUUUGCUUAUUUGCUUAAAAGUAUAUGGAGGCUAAGAUGCAACUACUGAACUGUAAGGUUUUUGAUUCUACACAAGAUUGCUGUAAAGAUAAACAAAUAGGUCUGAAAAUGGUUACUGUUCCUGGACUUAUUUAAAAAAAAUCAAACUCCAAUGUGUCUAUCUAGCAAAGUGUAAAAGGAAAUAUUUAGGCAUGACAGUUUUUUUUUUUUUUUGCUUAUAUGUAGAUAGUAGAGUAGAAAUUAUUGCUAUCUGAUAACGUGGUGUUAUGGUUAACUGAAUGUAAUGAAACUGACCAGCCUUUGUUACAUACGUCGUUUGUGUACAUAAUUCAAAACUUUAUGAGGUCUAUGAUAAUGCUUUCACUUUUUGUGGCAGACAAAGCACUGAAAAGCCUGUCAUAAAACAUCAUUAUGUAAGCCUAUUCAGAUAAAUAAUUGUACAGCAUAUACAUUUUUAAUAUUCAAAAUACUAUGAGAAUGAAAAUCAGAAAGAACUACAUGACAUCAGCUGACCUGUAAACACAAAUAGGGACACAUUUUGUUGAAGAAAAUGAAGUCACACACCCACAUAGAUUAUAGAGAUCUGGUUUGCCACAGUCACAAACUUGUCUGUAUCCCUUAUUUAAAGAAGUAAACUUUACAUUUUUCCCCAAAAUAGGACCUAUCUUUCCAGUAUGCAUAGAAGAUACAAAAGCGAUUCCGUAAUUCAGCACACAACGCUGUACUUAUAAACACAAUAAAAAAGUCACCUCCUUGGUUUUACCAUUUAAAGAAACUAAGGACUAAAGUCUUAGUGAAAGACGUAUACCUACAUCAAAUGCUGUUCUUUUACAUCUACCUGUCAGUGCAGCAAAUGUCAUAACCUUCCAUGAAGGCUUUCUUAUCAAAUGACUGCCCUCAGAAGGAAAACUGUAGGCUAAAGAGGUCUGCAAGGCUGAGAACUAUGUGACACCAUGGGUCCAACCCACACCACUUACAGUGCACUGCUAGGGAGAAAUAAUAAAAAGGGCCUCCAUCAGCAGAAAGUGCAGCUCUUGUUUUUUUUUUACGAUUAAUGGCAGUCUUAAUGUAUAGCUUUCUAUGUAGAUGGCACCUUCACCCCUCUUCCUUGGUCAUACUGCCCAGGAAACUUAAUGGGAACUGUGUUAAGGGGACUUGUUGAGUAGCGGCACCAUUUGUAUUUUGUCUGACUGGGUAAGAUGUGCCCAGCUGAAUAUUUUAUAAAACAUUAAAUUAAUUUUUUUUUAUUUACCCUCCCUUAAAUUUCUGAGUGAGUGACACUCUUGUCUGAGAAUCAGCUACAUGAUUGUGAGUGUAUGUGGCAGAAUGCUGUAGGAGAAUGGGGGAAACAAAAGGAGAUGCCAUCUUGGAUAAGUCAGAAACAUUCAGAUAUGAUACCAUAGUAGUCAAUGCUGAACAACACACUUCACACUGAAGAAUUAAUGCCAACAUUAAUGAAAUCUAAUGUUCUGCUAGAAAACUGCAAUAGGAAUAAGAGCUAGAUGAGAGAAAAAGCAAAAUGGCAUGACAGAACAUGUACAAUAAAUGUCUCUGAUAUGUCUGCGGAGUGUUGUGAAACAGGACUAGUGGCUGACUGCAAAUUUAUAUCCUUGUAAUGCUGUUUUAAUUAUGGAAUGAGCAAACGUGCCCAUGGCUGAGUUAAUUUCUAGCUAGACAGAUCUACUGUCUGGACAAUCACUAACCAGGCUCGUGAAAAAGAAUCAGCCAUUUUGUCAAUACAUUAUCAGUGUUCAUGAAAGGAACUUGCUGAUAAAAGGCAUAUCACCGGAUUCAUGUCUGAUACUUCAACUCACAGAAUUAAGGCUAUGAGAUGUGGUAGCUUUAUCAUCAGACAAGAGACCUUCUAAUGCACUUAAAAUAUCUACUGCUGAUAGGGUAAAGCUGUUUUCCUCAUAUUAUCUCCCCUACUGGAAAGGGUAUCUAAACCAUAACAAUGAGUCAUCAGUCAUUAAUAUUUCAUUACAUUUUGCCACUCAUGUUGUAAGGAGGGCUAAAUCCUUAACUGUGGCCCAGCCACCCUGGGACAGGUUAGCAGCUCAGGUGACUGAUGGAGUGGCAGGGAGGAAUGGGCAUUACCAUCCUGGGGGGGGGGUUGGAUGGCCCCAGUGGCCUCUCUGACAGCAAUCCCUGAUGGAAGCUGGGGUUGUCAUUCCUUGAUGGAUGGUUUUCCAUAAAGGUGAAUAGGGUGGGGGUAUGGCUAAGCUGCCAUGGAGACAGGGAGAAACAUCACAUCUCUCCAUUGCAUGUCUGACCCAGACUUAACCACAUAAACUGCAGGGACAUGGAGGAGAAAGAGGGUAGGUCAUAAAGUAACACCCUCCCCAAGCUAGAUGAUGGAUGACAACCCCCACCCCGGGGCAUCUUUAGGAUCCUUGUUGGUCCUGGCUCAGAUUUGGGCAAUGGACUGGGGGUGAAUUAGGGUUCAGGUACACCCAGUAAUAGGCAUGGGGUACUGAGACAGCUGUGAGAAUGAGAGUAGGUGAGCAAAAUAGAACUUAAAAAUAACAUAUCUCCAUGCAAUCUAACAUUCCAUAUGCAAAUCUGUAAGUAAUGCAGCACUCACCUGAAAUGAUCUGUUAUAAUAUCCCCUUCAAAAGGCCUAGUAUUGCUUUAAGUUAAACAGAUCACGUUUUUCCAUUUGGGUCACCUACAAACUAUCAGAAAAGUCAGUGCAUCAAGGGGGCCUAAGUUAAGUAUAUGCAGUUUUAUUCUCUUUUCCUGAGUCCUUAUGAGUAUAUCACUAAGAUGUAUCAAAAUGGAUGCUGAAUAGGUUUUAGGUGAUUUAGAAGACCUCUUCUUUUUUGCUCUUACUAGCAUUAAUGUUUCCUGAUUUUACUUAUUUUGUCUGUCCUCAGAGAAGGAAUUUUCUUUAAUCAAUCUUUUUUGUCUCUUUUUCUUAAAUUCACAAAAGGAUGAAACACAGUAACUGGGUCACUCAUUUGAAAGACUUCAUUAAUGGUGUCCUCUUUUGAAAUGUUAUUUAUGGUUGAGGCAAGGAUUCAUAAACCCACACGAGAGUCGUGUUUUUUUUCCUAUGGUCCAUGAUUUCUGGCCACAUGAAAGGACAGCUGCACAGAAGCACACUCAUCAGAGACAGACUUGCAGUCUCCAGUUAACUCAACAAUGCUCACACAGUCCAGUAUGGAAACAAAAUGAACAUAAUAAACACAGAAAUAGCUACUGCAGUACAUCAGUACUGGACUCUUUCAGUUACUCUCUUUAAAUUAUUGCCAACUGUGUGAAGGGGCAGCAAAACAUCCUAUCAGUUAAGGAAAUCAGAAUUAUUAUUUUUUUACCUGGUUUAAUUUUUAUUAUACAUGUAAAUGAUCUGGCCUUUCUCAGAUUCUUUUCAAGCAAAAUGUGGGUCAGAAAACUAAGUGGCCAGCCAGCACAUUAUUGGGCUGCUGAAGGAUGUAAGUACAUUAGAGUACCUGGUGAAAAUGCAUGCAGACAUGGACACCAUGCAAGCACCACUAAGUGUCUGAAGGUCAGGACUAAACCUACAACUCUGGGGCUGUGAGGCAAAAGCUUUAACCAAUGAACACCUGUGCUGCCUUAAGUAUGGUCAAAGACUAACAUGGAGCAUUUAUUCAGACUAAGGGAAGUUGGUAGUUGUAAAUCAUUACCAGAAUUCUGUAUUGGAAAAAUUGCCUACUUAUAAUUUUGAUAUAUAGUUCACUGGGAUUUUUCUUGGAGAGUGCUGGUGAGGAGCUCUGUUUGACAUGAAUGGGUGGUCUGUUCCAGAGUGUG